AUGAAGAGGAACCCCGACCAGACGUAUGAUUUGGCCUGGAUGAUUCCAUGUGUUGCUUGCUGGGGAAUGGCCGGGGCCGCUCACUGGGGAUUUGUGAGCUGUACCCGCCCCAAGGACCCAGGCGGUGCCGCGAGAUGUGCGCUAGUGCCCGGGAAGCCCACUUUGUCGUGCAGGCUGGGCUGCCUCUGCACACUUCAGAUGGAUUCAGGCUGUCGCAGAUGGUCUAGACGUCCUCCUUCUGCGUGCACAUCACCGCCUUCAUGCUUCAUGCCCUCUAUCUUUGGUGAGCAAGCCCGCUCCCGGCCACCGAGUUUUGCAGCCGCUUGGCUAGGUGUGGGGGCUUGGUGGCAUCCAUCAAUAUCAGCCACACCGCCCAGUCGUGUGCUGAUGCCGCCGGCAAUUGGAGGCAACAUUUGGCGUGUUUCGAUGCCAGCAACCACCACGCAGCCGCACUGUAGUGGAAACCACUGCGCCCACGCUGGGCAACACCAAAACAUAAAGAUGUGA
This is a messenger RNA of Gaeumannomyces tritici R3-111a-1, 507 nucleotides long. RefSeq lists its product as hypothetical. Bases 1 to 507 code for a protein of 168 amino acids. The record is from RefSeq and is a predicted model, not a curated record. The transcript has 2 exons. NCBI's taxonomy places the organism in Eukaryota, Fungi, Ascomycota, Sordariomycetes, Magnaporthales, Magnaporthaceae.